This is a messenger RNA of Impatiens glandulifera, 1181 nucleotides long. Its product is annotated as beta-carotene isomerase D27, chloroplastic. The record is from RefSeq and is a predicted model, not a curated record. Bases 37 to 891 code for a protein of 284 amino acids. NCBI's taxonomy places the organism in Eukaryota, Viridiplantae, Streptophyta, Magnoliopsida, Ericales, Balsaminaceae. The transcript has 8 exons. Gene Ontology annotation, molecular function: iron ion binding.
UAAUUGUCUGUCUAUUAUCUUUCCGGACACAAGUUUAUGUUUGUAAAGCCGAAGAAGAUAUACAUAGAAAUCAGAUCCAUGGCGACUACUGCCAUUUUACCUUCUUCUGCUUCUAAUUAUAGUUCAAUCAACUAUUGCACUCGUUUCUUUAAACACAGACUUAGAUUGCGAAGCUCUAAUUUUCAGCCUUCUUGCUCCCUUAAUCGUCCGAACAAGGUUGUCGGCGAAAAGGAUACCAAGCGGGAAUACUCGCCAGGAGUCAUUGAUGCAGUGUUUCUCCGCGUCUUCCGGCAAAAGAUGGUCCAGGAGGUUGGUUGGGAUUCUGAGAAGGCUGGAUAUGAUGGUCUAAUUGAUGUUGCAACUCAUCUCAUGAAGGCAAGAAGUAACUCUGCAACGAGAGAAGCUGCGGUACGAAUAUUAAGAUCCUUGUUUCCUCCAUUGCUAUUAGAGCUUUACCGAAUUCUUAUAGCUCCUAUAGGAGGAGGGAAAAUAGCUGCUGUAAUGGUUGCAAGGGUAACUGCAUUAUCUUGUCAAUGGCUCAUGGGCUCUUGUGCAGUUAAUUCAGUUGAUUUUGAAGAUGGAACAUUAUGGAAUAGUGGGGUCUAUGUCGAGAAGUGCAAGUACCUUGAGGAAAGUAAAUGUGUGGGGAUUUGCCUCAACACGUGCAAGUUCCCUACACAGACGUUCUUCAGGGAAUGCAUGGGGGUUCCUGUACUUAUGGAGCCGAACUUCAAGGAUUACAGUUGCCAGUUCAAGUUUGGGGUUGUUGCUCCACAACCUGAAGAUGAUGUCAUUUUCAAGGAGCCUUGCCUGGAAAUAUGUCCCAAUGUGAAUCUUCGCAAAAAGAUAAUUGGCAGAGAUACCAUAGCAGGGAAAUGUUCUAAAGCAUGAACAUACGUCGAGGCCAACUUCAUGAUGUUAUAGCUUCAAUGGUUGGGUUAAAGUAGAAGCAAAUAUUAAGGGGGGGAAAUGGUUUGAAUGCAAUUCCUCCUCUUGUUCAUCUAGAGUUUCUAUAGAUAUUGUUACUCCCCCAUCAAAGGACUUGAAUCCAGAUUUAGUACGAUAUGUUUACUUUGAGAUGUAAUAAUUAAAAAAACUUCAAUGAAACUGCAAUAAACAAUGUAAAUUUUGUAUUCCUUUCAUAGGAAAAUUCUUGUUUGUAGAAAUUUGCUCACAUUUAA